Molecule: messenger RNA, 2516 nt
Organism: Schistosoma bovis
Lineage: Eukaryota; Metazoa; Platyhelminthes; Trematoda; Strigeidida; Schistosomatidae
Source: the annotation of a GenBank genome assembly
UGCUAAUGCCGCUUGACAUAGCACACAGUUGAUAUCAUGCCACCGAAGAAAGGUAAGAGCAAAAACCCCGACAAAAAGCCGAAAAAGGUAGAAAACUUAACACCGAAAGAAGCCAUUCUUGAUUACCAAAUAGGUAAUCUCCGGGAUGUACUUUCUAGGCUGAAGUUUAAGAGAGAAACACUUAAAAAUAUGCUUAUGGAGAAGUUGCAGAUUCUCAACACACUUAAACUGGAAGGCGAAAAAAUGCUCAAAGAUACUUUAUUGAAAGUUUCAAAAGUUUCAACAUCUGAUGACACUACUAUGUCAGGUGACGACGUGAAAAAUUACUUGCUUGAGACGUGGAAGAUAAGAGAUUUGGAGGAAAAUGAAGUUAACAAAAUUCAAGAUGAAAUCAAAUUAACACAGAAUCUUACAAAAGAUGUUGUUUUGGAGCUCAAACAAUGGCAAGUGUAUUCUGAUGUAACGAAGAAAUCAAAUGAACUACGUAUCCAAAUGUUAGAAACAGAGUAUACUAAUAUGAAGCAACGUUUUGAAUCAAUGGUAGAAUAUUUGACCAAAGAGGAGAACCAGAGUUAUUUGAAUGUUCAAACAAAUAUUGAGUGUUCUUCGGAGCACAUCAGAAACUCAGUAAUUGAAAAUGCUAUCGACACAUUAAAUAAAUUAUUUUCGCAACAAAUGCUCCAAAACAAAUGGUUGAAAAUCGAAAAAGAAUCACUUGAUGAAAAGAUGGAACGCAUCGUGAAUGAAAUUGGAAAUCUUCAGAGAGAAAACAUAGCCGCUGAAGAAGACAUUUUCCACGUUAACUUCACACAUAUGUUGAUACCUUCAUCUUUUUGCGACAUUCAGGUUACUGAUGCAGAUGAUUUACAUAAAAGUACUAUUCUCGACCUAAAACUAGACCAGGAUGUGUUUGGUAUUGAAAGUCAUACAGCCUUGAAAAACUUUGAAAACAAAACCUACAAAAAUAGAAGAUACCUAAAUACUAUAAACGAAAGACUGCUUACUUCUAUCUGUAAUCCUGAUCUAAAGAUUCUUCAUAGAUUAAACGAAGAUGAGACAUCAAAUCAAACUGCCGAAUUAGAAAACCUCACAGCCUUUGGACCACUUGGGAAAAAAUUAUGCUUCCUCCAAGGUCUUUCCGCUAAGAUCGACCAACAGAGUAACUCAUGUUCAGCUGAGCUUCAAGCCCAACUCAAAUUUAACCCAGAACUCGGCAAUUGGCCUGUGAAUAGAGACAUGUUUCUUAAAUAUCUAUCAGAUCACAAAUGAAAUAGUAAUCUAAACAUUUUGGUAGAAUGUCAUGAUCUCCUAAGUAAAAUGGUAAGUAGUCACCACUCUAAGUGAAUGGAUAUUGUUCAAUUAUCAUAUCGGCAUGAUCAGUUUACCCGUAGUCUGUUGAAGCGUAAAUCAGCAUUACUACAUAAAAUGCCCUGUAAAAACAUUUCAAAUAUGUGGACCAUAUCGCAACCUUUGGAUACAAACUGUCUUAUUCACUUCAUUUCUGUUUAUAACUUUUCUUUUUGUCUUCAUGCAAAUUUUUGUUACUCCUUGGCAUUACCCACAUCAUAUAAAGGCUUAACAUAGGAUCACCAAGACAAUUCUCACAGGCUUGUGUAAACUAGUACUAAAAUUGUAAUUUGAGUUUGUGUUGCAUUCCUUCACAUGUCCAUUUAUGUGCACCUUCCUUCUGAAGCUAAACAUUUUAUAACAUUAAUUGCCUAGCCACCGUUUUAGCUUUUAGCAUUCAUGAAUUUUGUCUAAUUGUGUUCGUAACUCUACUCUUUCAAAACCCAUUCUAGAACUUGCUUAUAUGUGAGGACAGGUACACCCUUAUAAGAUGACAGCAGUCCUUUUUAAAUCAGCUUUAACCAACCCGAAACUUGAAAUAAAUUUUCAAUAACCCUAAUUAUAACAUAUUAUCAACUAAGAAAGAUAAAAUAAGUAAACUGAAUAUAAAAAAGUAAAAUAAACGUAACAGUAUGACAAUGGUGGAAAAAAUAAACGAAAAAAAUGGUUUAGAAAAAGGAGUAAACUUUCUGUAAUAUUGGGACUUCGAAAAUAUGGGGUGAUAAAAAACAAAUUUACUAACCUCAUCCUAACUGAUUUUAAUCCAUAUCACCCAAGGUUUGCAGUCACUGAUGAAAACUCUUAUGUUGGCUUUACCCUGGUAGUCUGUACUUACAACAAUAGUUUAAAAUAACAAUCAGAAACUCUAUAGAAUAGUCCACAUCUGAAUUAAGCCCUUUCCACCUUUUCUUUGACUGAACUAUUCUUCAAUGUUAGCAACCUGUGUGUUUUGUUUAUAAAUGUGUAACUGAUGAAAGAGCAUGUACGAUAUACCUCAGUUUAUCUAGUUAUAAGUAUUUGGUCUUUUCAUCUAUAAAUAAUAUACGCAGUUUUGAAUAAUUCGCUACUAUUGAGUAAAGACGUAAGUAGCAUCUUAUCUUACCGGCCAGUAGUAAUUAUAAAUGAUAACUUUGAAAGCCAAUUCGACUAACAGAAACUAUCCAGAAGAG